CCUCCCCCCCUCCCCACAAUCCUCAACACCCACGACCUCGAAACCCUCGCCUCCCAACACCUCCCCCCCAAGACAUGGGCCUUCUACUCCUCUGCAGCAACAGACAUGAUCACCCGCGACAGCAACAAAUCCAUGUACGACCGCAUCCUCCUCCGUCCGCGCGUCCUCCGCAACGUGACAUCCGUGAACACGAAGACCACCAUCCUGGGAUGCGAGACCGGACUCCCCCUGUUUAUUAGUCCCGCCGCGAUGGCCAAAUUAGUUCAUGAGGAUGGCGAGUUGGCGAUGGCGAGGGGGUGUGUGGGGGGGCGGUUGGGGCAGUGCAUCUCAACAAACGCCUCCUAUUCCAUGUCCGACAUCACGAAAUGCGCCCCCCCAACCCACCCAUUCUUCUUCCAGCUAUACGUCAACACAGACCGGGCCGCAUCGAGACAGCUGCUCCGACAGGCAGAAGAAUCCGGGAUAAAAGCUAUUUUCGUGACGGUUGACGCGCCCGUCGCGGGGAAGCGGGAGGCGGAUGAGCGGGUGGAAGCCGAUGAUUCGAUUCUCUCCAUGCCGUUGCCUAUGAGUGGCGCGCAGGCGAUCAAUGACACCAAGGGAUCCGGGCUGGGAAGGACGAUGGGACGGUAUAUCGAUGCCAGCUUUCAAUGGCAGGAUCUGGCGUGGUUGAGACAAGCCACGAAGUUGCCGAUUGUGUUGAAGGGGAUACAGACGCCGGAGGAUGCGCUCCUGGCGGUUGAGUAUGGGGUGGAUGGGAUUGUGGUUAGUAACCAUGGCGGACGGAGUUUGGAUACGUCGACGUCUUCGAUUGCGGUCUUGAUGGAGAUUCGCAAGUGUUGUCCGGAGGUCUUUGACAAGUUGGAGGUCUUUGUGGAUGGGGGCAUCCGGCGUGGGACGGACAUCGUCAAGGCGAUUUGUCUGGGAGCCAAGGCGGUUGGGAUGGGUCGGCACUUUUUGUAUAGUCUGUUGUAUGGGCAGGAGGGGGUGGAGAGGUUGAUUGAGAUCAUGAAGGAUGAGCUGGAGACUACGAUGCGGCUGCUGGGGAUUACGGACCUCUCUCAGGCGCAUCCGGGGUUGCUGAACACGUUGGAUGUGGAUCAUUCGAUUCCGAACAGACUGGGAGGGUCGUAUAGUGGGCCUGUCAUGAAGGCGAGAUUGUAA
Aspergillus heteromorphus CBS 117.55 is the source of this 1161-nucleotide messenger RNA. Its product is annotated as cytochrome b2. The record is from RefSeq and is a predicted model, not a curated record. Gene Ontology annotation, molecular function: oxidoreductase activity; FMN binding. The transcript is spliced from 4 exons. The annotation marks the transcript as partial. Lineage: Eukaryota; Fungi; Ascomycota; Eurotiomycetes; Eurotiales; Aspergillaceae.